This is a messenger RNA of Neoarius graeffei (lesser salmon catfish), 2420 nucleotides long. Its product is annotated as prostaglandin reductase 1-like. Bases 56 to 1045 code for a protein of 329 amino acids. Gene Ontology annotation, cellular component: cytoplasm. Lineage: Eukaryota; Metazoa; Chordata; Actinopteri; Siluriformes; Ariidae. The transcript has 10 exons. Gene Ontology annotation, biological process: prostaglandin metabolic process. Gene Ontology annotation, molecular function: 15-oxoprostaglandin 13-reductase [NAD(P)+] activity; 2-alkenal reductase [NAD(P)H] activity. The record is from RefSeq and is a predicted model, not a curated record.
CUCUGUAGAUGGCUAUGACUUUUUGAGACCUUGUUUCAUUACAAAAGUACUGACGAUGGUACAGGCUAAGUUUUGGACACUCCGCCAGCACUUUGAGGGCUUUCCCAAGGACAGCGACUUUGAACUGAAAGAAGAGAACCUGCCAGAACCACAAGAUGGAGAGGUACUGCUGGAGGCUGUUUUCUUAAGUGUAGAUCCAUAUAUGUGGCCAUACAGUCGAUUUCACAUGAAGGAAGGAGAUACAAUGAUCGGAAUGCAAGUGUCCAAGGUGGUCCAGAGCAGAAAUUCUAACUAUCCUGUGGGCAGUUAUGUAGUUGCAAACUGUGGCUGGAAGACACACUCUCUAUCUGACGGCUCUGACCUCAGGCUGAUUCACUUUGAUUGGCCAAAGGAGCUGCCAUUGUCUCUGUCUCUUGGAGCUGUUGGCAUGCCAGGACUGACUGCUCUCUAUGGUCUUGAGGAGAUCUGUGAACUUAAGGCUGGAGAAACCCUUCUGGUUAAUGCUGCAGCUGGAGCGGUGGGCUCUGUGGUUGGACAAAUCGCCAAAAUCAAGGGUUGUACGGUGGUGGGCUGUGCAGGCUCAGAUGAGAAGGUUUCCUUUCUCAAGGAGCUCGGCUUUGAUUAUGCCUUCAACUACAAGACCAUCAGCUCACUGAAGGACAUUCUCCUAGAGGCAGCACCACAAGGAUAUGACUGCUACUUUGAGAAUGUAGGUGGUGAGUUCAGCAGUGUUGUGCUGCCACAGAUGAAGAAGUUUGGCAGGAUCGCAGUUUGUGGGAGCAUCGCCACGUACAACAACACCGAAUUACAAACAGGGCCAUACGUUCACAAUCUUAUGAUCUUUAAGCAGCUGCGUAUGGAAGGAUUUCUGGUAACACGAUGGAAACACAAAAACCAUGACUCAAUCAAGAGACUCCUAGACUGGGUAAAAGAGGGAAAGCUCAAGUGCAAGGAACAUGUCACUGAAGGCUUUGGCAACAUGCCUGCUGCAUUCAUGGCGAUGCUAAAGGGAGCCAACACUGGCAAAGCUAUCAUAAAAAUAUGAAUAAAAAGUGAGAAAAUUACAAUGUGCAACUCACAAAGUAUCCUUGCUUUUAAAAAAAAUCAACCAAAGCUCUGUGUUUUUCAUAAAUUCCUCAUUUUAUAAAUUACUGCAUAAUUAUUUAGGGGUGGUACCAUGUUACAGUGGGUAUCGUUGGCAUUACACAGCAUGGUCCCCAGCUCAAUGUUAAGAUCAGAAAAUGAAUCAAAGUUAGUAAAAGUUUUACUAUGAAAUGCUUUGUUGAUAAAAGGGAGCAGAACAGAAUGGCAAGAGUGGUUUAAGCUGACAGGAAGACUCCAGUAACUCAAAUAACCACUCUUUACAACCGUGAUGAGGAGAACAGUAUCUCACAAUGCACAACAUGCCAAACUUUGAGGUGGAUGCGAUACAACAGCAGAAGACCACAGUGGGUUUCACUCCUGUCAGCCAAGAGCAGGAAUCUGAGGUUAGAGUGGCCACAGCUUUGCCCAAACUGGUCAGUUGAAAAUUGGACCUGGUUUAUUGCCAAACUGUCCAUCAACAACCAUGCCAUGGUCAAAGUCACUGAGAUCGCAAUUUGUCUCAUUCUGAUGUUUGAUGUGAACAUUAAAUUCAAACAAAACCCCAAAUUAAAUGCUGUUUGCCAAUCACGGCAAGUGCCCUGCUGUGCCCCUUGCAUGUUUUAAAUUAAUUAUAAAACUUUAUAACAACUUAUCCAUUUUAAAAGUUAUGAUAUUGCUAAAAAAAUAGGCUUAUCUAGGUGCAGCCAUUUGCACGGAAACCAGAUAUCUGCUUGUAAUGUGACUGGGACACUAACACCAUUUCCCUUAGUAACACACAGCCAUCAAAUAAAGGCUUCUAAUUCUAAAAAAAAAAUCACCAGGUGCCACUACGCUCUCUCUCUCCCUCUCUCUCUCUGUCUCUGUGUGUGUUCAUUGCUUCAGAUGGGUUAAAUACAGAGUAAGAACUUCACUGUGCUGUAAUGUAUAUGCAACAAAUAAAGGCUUCUAAUUCUAAAAAUCUAAUCAGAAAUUUUAUGUAACCAUCUGACUUUUACUGGCAACAAAAUACACAAAUCAACAGACUUCACUUUUUUGAAGUCUGCAUCUCACUCGGCUAGACAAUGCAUAUGCAAUACUGGCACAGAUACUAGAAGAAGAAGAAACCUUUAUUUGUCACAUGCUUACUUCAAGCACAGUGAGAUUUCAUCCUCUGCAUUUAACCCAUCUGAAGCAGUGAGCACAAGCACACACCCAGAGCAGUGGGCAGUCACACCAGAGCACCCAGGGAGCAGUCAGGGGUUAGGUACCUUGCUCAAGGGCACUUCAGCCCAAGGCCACCCCACGUUAACCUAACUGCAUGUCUUUGGAAGAAACCGGAGCACCCAGAGGAAACCCGG